Messenger RNA from Purpureocillium lilacinum, 396 nucleotides. RefSeq lists its product as uncharacterized. NCBI's taxonomy places the organism in Eukaryota, Fungi, Ascomycota, Sordariomycetes, Hypocreales, Ophiocordycipitaceae. The record is from RefSeq and is a predicted model, not a curated record.
AUGCGCAACACCGCUGUCAUCGCCGCCGUCGCGGCCCUCGCCUCCGCCGUCAUUGGCGCGCCCGCCAUCCCCGCGACGCCCAUCCCAUCCCAUAACCUUCCCUGCGACGACUGCUUCACUGUCGGCCCGAAACCCACCUUCAUCUAUCCCGCGCCGCCGUCGGCGCUGCCGUCGGAGGUGUACACACUGGACCGCCGCGGCUACCGCAAUGACUUCAAGGGCCCCGGCUUCAUGUGGCCGUACUGCUACGAGGUUACCCCGGCGGGGACUGCGGAGCCGACUGGCACCGCUGGAGCCGGCAGUGAGGAUCUUCCUACAGCCGCCGGGGGUAAGCGCGUGCCCUGUUUCCCCGUUCCGCGUCCUCAGCCCGUUGUCACGCUGGUUUCGAACCAGUAA